Molecule: messenger RNA, 6170 nt
Organism: Oncorhynchus kisutch (coho salmon)
Lineage: Eukaryota; Metazoa; Chordata; Actinopteri; Salmoniformes; Salmonidae
Product: copine-9
Exons: 21
Coding region: 283-1956 (557 amino acids)
Biological process (GO): cellular response to calcium ion
Cellular component (GO): plasma membrane
Molecular function (GO): calcium-dependent phospholipid binding
Source: RefSeq, a predicted model, not a curated record
AGCACUGGAGGAAUAUAAAUUGAGGGGAAUCCAUCUGUACCGAGAGGCACGCGCUUCAGUCCUCCUCUAAGCUACACGGUGGCGUAAAGGAUAAAUUGCUUUUCUCUCCAAUGCAAUGUCUUUAAUCUACGACGCGCUUCUUUCCAAAACUCAACGAAGACAGAUAUGUCUCUACCGCUAACUUGUGGUCUGAUUUAAGUUAAUGGUCGAUAAUAUUCUUGAGAUAUUUCACCAGAAUAGCUUGACACGUGCAAAUUUAAAGAGAUAAACUUCAGAGUCGCGAUGAUGGCAUCAAUAGGGGAGUUCGAUCCGCUGAACAACAUCGUUCCUGCUACUAAAAUAGAAGUUACCGUGUCAUGCAGGGAUCUUCUGCAUGUGGACACAUUCUCCAAGUCUGAUCCUGUGGUUGUGCUGUAUGUGCAGGGUAUCGGCACCAAAGAGUGGAGGGAGUUUGGCAGAACAGAGGUUAUUGACAACACACUGAAUCCAAACUUUGUGCGGAAGUUUUUCCUGGACUUCUUCUUUGAAGAGAAGCAGAACCUCCGCUUUGACGUAUACAAUGUGGACUCCAGAAGUUCAAAUAUUUCCAAAUUUAAGGACUUCCUGGGUCAGACCUUCUGCACUCUGGGGGAGAUCAUUGGAUCCACUGGCGGGCGGCUGGAGAACAGCUUAUCUGGGAUUCCUGGGAAGAAGUUAGGGGCCAUUAUCUUCACGGCGGAGGAGCUCAGUAACUGUAGGGACAUUGCUACCAUGCAGCUGUGUGCCAACAAGCUGGACAAGAAAGACUUUUUUGGGAAGUCUGACCCCUUCCUGGUCUUCUACAGAAGUAACGAGGAUGGAACGUUCACUAUCUGUCAUAAGACAGAGGUGGUUAAGAACACACUGAAUCCUGUGUGGCAGCCCUUCACCAUCCCAGUGAGGGCCCUCUGUAAUGGGGACUAUGACAGAACAGUGAAGGUGGAUGUGUAUGACUGGGACAGAGAUGGAAGCCAUGAUUUCAUUGGUGAGUUCACCACAAGUUACAGAGAUUUCUCACGUGGACAAAACCAGUUUAAUGUCUAUGAGGUUCUAAAUCCGAAAAAGAAGGGCAAGAAAAAGAAAUACAUUAACUCUGGCACGGUAACACUGCUGUCCUUCAAAGUGGAGUCGGAAUAUACGUUUGUGGAUUUCAUCCGAGGCGGGACACAACUCAACUUCACAGUAGCCAUCGACUUCACUGCUUCUAAUGGUGACCCGUCUCAGCCCACCUCCCUCCACUACAUGAACCCGUACCAGAUGAAUGCGUAUGCCAUGGCCCUGAAGGCUGUAGGGGACAUCAUCCAGGACUAUGACAGUGACAAGCUCUUUCCUGCCUACGGCUUCGGAGCCAAGCUACCUCCCGAUGGAAAGAUAUCCCACGCAUUCCCUCUGAGUGGCGACAAUGAAAACCCAAACUGUGUGGGGAUAGAGGGAGUAUUGGAGGCGUACUUCCAGAGCCUCAGGACGGUCCAACUCUACGGACCCACCAACUUCUCUCCAGUCAUCAACCAGGUGGCACGGUCUGCGCAGGAUGUGACGGAUGGCUCUCAGUAUUUUGUGUUGUUGAUGAUCACAGACGGAGUUAUCUCUGACAUGCUGCAGACCAAGGAGGCUGUAGUCAAUGCAGCUGCUCUCCCCAUGUCCAUCAUCAUCAUCGGGGUCGGACCUGCAGAGUUUGACGCCAUGGAGGAGCUAGAUGGGGAUGAGGUCAGAGUGUCCUUCAGGGGGCACUUUGCUGAAAGAGACAUUGUACAGUUCGUUCCUUUCCGGGACUACAUGGACCGGUCAGGGAACCAGGUCCUGAGCAUGGCCCGGCUGGCUAAGGACGUGCUGGCUGAGAUCCCUGAGCAGCUGCUGGGGUUCAUGAAGACCAGAGGCAUCGAGCCCCGGCCCGCCCUCACCACCUCAGACCUGCCCGACCUCCACAGGCACAUCUGACACCCCCACUGUAGUGGGACAGCACCUUUCAACCCCCCCCCCCCCCCCCCUUGGGUCUUCACAUAUUUGAUGCUCACACACACUUGACAUCUCUCUCAUCUCUUUUAACCCUAUGCCAUUGCCAUUUCAUUGCAAGCCGAUGUCGCCUCCCCCUUCAACUGCGCAUGCUUAACACAGUUUAUAUCUACACAUAGAAUGAAUGUAUUCAUACAUUGUGCCAUUGAACACAUAGGGGCGGGUAGAUUGAGCACCCAAUGCAAUAGCCACAAGCACCGUCACUUCUGAAGAGAAGGGAGAAAUAUAACUGACUAUGCCGUGAUGCCAUGCUGUACACUUAUAACGUUCACAAGCACCGUCACUUCUGAAGAGAAGGGAGAAAUAUAACUGACUAUGCCGUGAUGCCAUGCUGUACACUUAUAACGUUCACAAGCACCGUCACUUCUGAAGAGAAGGGAGAAAUAUAACUGACUAUGCCGUGAUGCCAUGCUGUACACUUAUAACGUUCACAAGCAUACGCAGAGGGAGGAGUUUACAGUCUGUGAAAGUUAUCCAUGUAGAAAAUACACUGAGCAAAAAUAUAAACGCAACAUGCAACAAUUUCAAAGAUUUUACUGAGUUACAGUUCAAAUAAGGAAAUCAGUAAAUUGAAAUAAAUAAAUAAAUAAAAAAUGACAAUUAAAUCAAUUUUAACCCCACUUUGUAACACAACAAAAUGUGGGAAAAUAAUUUCUGAGGGCACUGUAUAUGCAAAGCAGCUUAGCCAUCAACUGGAGAGAACAGGUAAAAAAAACUUCAAUCAAUGAUCAUUGCUGAUUUAUUGAUUUGGUAAACAAACUUGACAUAUUGCUUUCAGCCCACACCUCCACACAAAAUCUUCUUCAAUUACUGUAUCCACUCCCUCUCUCUGAGUGUCAUGUUAUAAUGCACAAUGGGUGUUUUCUGUUGCCUUUCAUUUGAUUUUCUGAAACUAAAUGACUCAAAGAGUGAUUUAGAAAAACCAAGCACCAAAACACAUGUGCAGUUGACUGUCUUUGGGGAGGUGAAUGAAGUGGUUUCAUCCUGGGCAAACUUGAUUAUGUGUUUGUUUUGUUGAUGAUUGAUCUGAAUGUCUUGUGUCAUGAACUAGGGGUCGGUUCAGCAGGACACAGCGUUUUGGAACGUUCGGAUAGAAAUAUGUUAUGUAGAACAAGCAUGCCUUUCCGACAUGUAAAACAAGUAAUCAUGUUGGCUCUAUUCAAGGCAUUUCUAUCUGAAACGUUUGGCAACUGAACAUGUGGCCCUGGAGAGUGUUGACACGGCUGGCAUGGGGCCCAGGUCACAUGUUCGUUAGCACCAGUCAUUCUCACCCCCCUGUCUAUCAUACCAUCCUGCCCAGCAUGGGAUGAUGCUGGGCGCAGAUUACACCCUGCUGGAACAGAAAUGCCAGUCUCAGUGCCCUCCUGCAGUGAGGGAGAGGGAGACCGAGGAGGUAGGGGGAGGUUGAGGAGAGAUAGGGAGGGAGGUUAAGGGCUGUGACAGUAGGGCUCCAGUGGUUUGGUUUAUGUUUUUAUUUUUUGUGUGUUUGUCAGAAAUGAAAGGAGAAAGAGAGAGGAAAGAUUUCUUGGAUUUCUUGUCAUAAUACAUUGGAGAAAGCAGGUUAGCAACCCUGUUGUCACCUGAAGCUCCAGGCUUAGUUCUGAUCAUAGUUUCUAUGGUUCUGAUUCUGACAUCAAAGCAUUACAAUCAGUUAUACACUGUCAUUAAAUCUCCUUUUUGUGACCUCAUUAAAAAGCAUGUCAGAAAAAACUCGCAGGAUACUAGAAUCCCCAUCUCAAAAUGUUCACCAACCUAAAAUGUAUACAGCAAAGCAUUUUUUUUACACCAGUAGGAGUUGACCACCCCUCACGUUGCCAAUGUUGAGAUAACACUGUACAUCCUACUUUCAAUGUUAUUUGCACAGUAUCAGAUGGAAUGGAAAAGGUCAUCACUAAGAUACAGCAAUAAUUCAAGAAUGUUUUCAACUGACUGUUCUGUAGAGUGGCUCAGCUCUACCACCUAGCGGUCACUGCUAAUUGAGGCUCUUCUGAGCUCAGUACAGUAUGAGGAUGCUACAGACUGACAUGAUUUCCUGGUAGAUGUGUUGAGCUGAUAACGCUCCUGUACGGUGAGGUGAGGUUGACCCUGGCUCCUGUACGGUGAGGUGAGGUUGACCCUGGCUCCUAUACGGUGAGGUUAGGUUGACCCUGGCUCCUGUACGGUGAGGUGAGGUUAGGUUGACCCUGGCUCCUGUAUGGUGAGGUUAGGUUGACCCUGGCUCCUGUAUGGUGAGGUUAGGUUGACCCUGGCUCUUGUAUGGUAUGGUGAGGUUGGGUUGACCCUGGCUCCUGUAUGGUGAGGUGAGGUUGGGUUGACCCUGGCUCCUGUAUGGUGAGGUGAGGUUGAGCCUGGCACCUGUAUGGUGAGGUGAGGUUAGGUUGACCCUGGCUCCUGUAUGGUAAGGUUAGGUUGACCCUGGCUCCUGUACGGUGAGGUGAGGUUGGGUUGACCCUGGCUCCUGUAUGGUGAUGUGAGGUUGUCCCUGGCUCCUGUAUGGUGAGGUGAGGUUAGGUUGACCCUGGCUCCUGUGAGGUGAGGUUGGGUUGGGUUGACCCUGGCUCAUGCUAUACUGGUUAACUGAAUAUGUGGACUGUUGUGUGGCCUUACAAUCCCUCACUUUGCAAAGCCAUGUCUUGUCAGUGUGGCUAGGGAUGUAUGUGUGUGUGCCAGUGUGUGUGCCAGUUAGUUGUGCGUCUCUUGAUCAUACCUUGUCUUGUGCAGUGAAGAGGAGAGUUCGCAUGCUGUGACUUAUACUAUACAAUCCUUGUUCUUGGUGUUUGAUGAUGAUGUUUGGUCACUGUCCACUACAGCUGAAAAUAUAUAUAUCUUAAUAUGCAUUUCACUUGUCUUACUUAACAUUCUCCUUUUGAUCAACUUAAUUUCCUUCAAACAGAGAAUGCUAAAUGUUUUACGCCAUGGGAUUUAGUGUUUAGAACAACACGUGUGAAUAGAUAAAUUAAUGUAAAUACUAUGUUGUCUCUCUAUGCAGAUGUAUAAUGCAACGGAUAUGAUUUGAAUGUCCAUCCAUUGUAAAUAGGAACAUCAAAUGAAGAGUUAGUUACAGUACUACACUAGGAAGUAGAAGGUUACUUUGUCUAUCAGGGUGUCUUCACAUUUUGAUGUGUUAUGAAUGUAAACGUAAACCUAUAGUAAUCCGUUGUUAUUUGUGUCAAAUGGAUUGUGCAUUUAUCAAUUUCCGGUAUUUCAACCAAGGACAGCCAACUCAUGUAUUUCAACCAAGGACAGCCAACUCAUGUAUUUCAACCAAGGACAGCCAACUCAUGUAUUUCAACCAAGGACAGCCAACUCAUGUAUUUCAACCAAGGACAGCCAACUCAUGUAUUUCAACCAAGGACAGCCAAGUCAUGUAUUUCAACCAAGGACAGCCAACUCAUGUAUUUCAACCAAGGACAGCCAAGUCAUGUGAAUAACUUUAGUUUACCAUAUUGGAUAUGAUUCAAUCAUCUUGAUUUAAUUUGAGCGAUUAUUACACAUUUAUAGGCUACAGAAGGUGGGAGGGAGCUCUAUCAAAAGAGAGCCCGUAGUAAUGUAAAAUGAAUGCACAUAAAAUAAACCUUUUUGUAAACCCAUGUCUGUGAGUUGGCAGUCUGGUUAAGAUGUUGAAAUUCACACAGUAUGCAUGCCUUGAGAUCCAUUCCCGUGGUCUUCAGAUACCUAAGGCUGGGAUUCAAAUCGAUCUUGGGAUUUUAGGCAUUGUGGGUUUUUAAAGGCAAUGUUCCCACGUUCGUAGAGAUCCCAUUCACAGUAAACGCUGCGUAUGUCGGCUCAAUCGGAAAUUGCCUUUAAAAGCCACAAUGUCUAACACAACAUAUGUAUUGGAUUGUAAAUGAUCAUAACAUAUGUCUUGGAUUGUAAAUGAUCAUAACAUAUGUCUUGGAUUGUAAAUGACCAUAACAUAUGUCUUGGAUUGUAAAUGACCAUAAUAUAUGUCUUGGAUUGUAAAAGAUCAUAACAUAUGUCUUGGAUUGUAAAAGAUCAUAACAUAUGUCUUGGAUUGUAAAUGAUCAUAACAUAUGUAUUGGAUUGUAAAUGACCAUAACAUAUGUAUUGGAUUGAAUCCUGGCCCAACUCAGCUUUACGUGAACGCAUCAGGUGACAUUAAAGCACUUUAAAACAGA